Molecule: messenger RNA, 1200 nt
Organism: Penicillium bovifimosum
Lineage: Eukaryota; Fungi; Ascomycota; Eurotiomycetes; Eurotiales; Aspergillaceae
Product: ATP-dependent RNA helicase eIF4A
Exons: 4
Coding region: 1-1200 (399 amino acids)
Cellular component (GO): catalytic step 2 spliceosome; nucleolus
Molecular function (GO): mRNA binding; ATP binding; RNA helicase activity
Source: RefSeq, a predicted model, not a curated record
AUGGCGGACGGAAUUGACAGACGCGCCGAGGAGCGCAUGGAGUUCAAUACCUCCAAGGAGGUGACGGUCGCGCCCACCUUCGAGGACAUGCACUUGAAGGAAAGUCUGCUUCGUGGAAUUUACGCCUAUGGAUAUGAGUCUCCUUCAGCUGUCCAGUCCCGCGCGAUUGUUCAAAUCUGCAAAGGUCGCGACACUAUCGCCCAGGCGCAGUCCGGUACUGGUAAAACCGCCACUUUCGCGAUCAGUACAUUGCAGGUUAUUGAUACUGUUGUACGAGAGACUCAAGCUCUCGUCCUAUCGCCGACCCGCGAACUCGCAACCCAGAUUCAGUCCGUCGUUAUGGCCCUCGGCGAUUACAUGAACGUUCAAUGCCACGCCUGUAUUGGAGGAACCAACGUCGGCGAAGAUAUCCGCAAACUCGACUACGGCCAGCACGUCGUCUCAGGAACUCCCGGUCGUGUCGCUGAUAUGAUCCGUCGCCGCAACUUGCGCACACGUCACAUCAAGAUGCUUGUUCUCGAUGAGGCUGAUGAACUCCUUAACCGCGGUUUCCGUGAGCAGAUCUACGAUGUCUAUCGAUACCUGCCCCCCGCGACGCAGGUCGUCGUGGUCUCCGCCACCCUUCCCUACGAUGUUCUCGACAUGACUACAAAGUUUAUGACCGACCCCGUCCGUGUCCUGGUCAAGCGUGACGAGUUGACACUCGAGGGUAUUAAGCAGUACUUCAUUGCCGUUGAGAAGGAGGAAUGGAAGUUCGACACACUUUGCGAUCUCUACGACACCUUGACUAUCACCCAAGCCGUUAUCUUCUGCAACACCCGCCGAAAGGUCGACUGGCUCGCCGAUAAGAUGCGCGAGGCCAACUUCACUGUUUCUAGCAUGCACGGCGAGAUGCCUCAGAAGGAGCGCGAUAGUAUUAUGCAGGAUUUCCGUCAGGGUAACUCCCGUGUCUUGAUUUCUACCGAUGUCUGGGCCCGUGGUAUCGAUGUUCAGCAAGUCUCCCUCGUCAUCAACUACGAUUUGCCGACCAACCGUGAGAACUACAUUCACCGCAUUGGUCGUUCGGGACGUUUCGGCCGCAAGGGUGUGGCCAUCAACUUCGUCACCAGCGACGAUGUCCGCAUCCUUCGUGACAUUGAAUUGUACUACUCGACACAAAUUGACGAGAUGCCUAUGAACGUUGCCGAUUUGCUUUCAUAA